Messenger RNA from Aspergillus ochraceoroseus IBT 24754, 3177 nucleotides. Its product is annotated as WD40 repeat domain-containing protein. Gene Ontology annotation, cellular component: mitotic spindle. The record is from RefSeq and is a predicted model, not a curated record. The coding region runs from base 1 to 3177 and encodes 1058 amino acids. Gene Ontology annotation, molecular function: protein binding. The transcript has 4 exons. Lineage: Eukaryota; Fungi; Ascomycota; Eurotiomycetes; Eurotiales; Aspergillaceae. Gene Ontology annotation, biological process: mitotic spindle organization; regulation of mitotic cell cycle.
AUGGCGAAUAACUCUCUGGGUGUGAAAAGCAAGACGGCUGGCCCGGCUCCAUUCCUCAGAGUUACCCCCUCUAACUCCCCCAUCCCCAUCCCCAGACCACCGACGCGCUCCUCCACCAAACCUUCCUUAUACCAGUCCACCUUGUCCCUCAAAACCGUCAUUGGCACAACAACCACAACCCCCAAUGGCUUCUCCUAUCAUGACCAGAGCCGGUCAUUCGCCCUCUGCGCAGGCUCCGCUGCCGUAUUGGCUGACCUGGACAAUGACGACAAUGUAAAUCAACGGUUUUUUCGUGCCCGACCCUCCGCAGCCAGUAUCAACCCUGUAACGUCAUUCUACAACCAAUCGACUCCUCCAACUACCCCUGAUGCCAGACCGAAGUCUUUCUCCGGCACCAAACCGAUAGCCUACAACGGCAUUUACAAUGGCUCGCCGUCCACUGAAAUCGUAGAAGCUCCUAGCCCGCGCGCUUGGUCUUCAAGAGAAAGAGUGAAGGCAGUGACCAGUGUCGCUCUUAGUCCUAAUGGCAGGUUCCUUGCUGUAGGGGAGACCGGGUAUAACCCAAGGGUUUUGAUCUUCUCGACAGCCAAAGAUGCACCCUCUGACGUACCGCUUUCAAUACUCACGGAACACUCGUUCGGUGUCCGUGCCCUUGCUUGGAGCUCGAAUUCGCAAUAUUUAGCCACUCUUGGGGAUGUGAACGAUGGGUUUCUCUUUGUCUGGGCUGUUAGCCUCAAGAAUGGCUCAGCAAAGCUCCAUUCUACCAAUAAAUGUACCACUGUCAUUCGUGAUAUGACAUGGAUGGGCCAGACUUUGAUUACGGCGGGCAUUAGACACGUCAAGGUUUGGAGACUUCCUGAAGUACGACCCGCCUCUCCGUCGAAGUUGCGCUCCAUCGGCGAACAGACUCCUAACAUCACGAUCACCGCGCCCAAGGCACUCUCUGGGAGAAACUGUGUAUUGGGCGCCUUGGCAGACAGCACAUUUACCAGCCUGGCCAGGCUAUCUGACUCCGAAGUUGUUGUUGGCUCCGAUUCUGGGGCACUAUGUAUUAUUGAUGACAGUGAAGGCAACGCGAAGUUUACUCUGGCCCAACAUGUGGAGUUCGGUAUCACUUCCCUCACGGUUGAUUCGGAUCGGUUUUGUAUCUGGAUUGGUGGACGUGGAAGACGUAUGCGGAGGUUUACCUUUGAGUCGUUACGACCAUCGAGCAACCCGUGCUCCCCUCCCACUUCUGGGAGAUCUUCAGCAGAGCAGAAGUCCAAAGAGCCCGCGAUCACUUGCAUGGGAUCCCUUGCCUCCCACUUGGUCACGGUAGAUUCUACGAAGGCAAUUCACAUCUAUUCAAUGGAGAAACUGAACGAUCUCGGCGAACAGUGUGACGUGGGAACAACGAUGCCUGCUCAUCGGGACGCGGUUCUUGGAAUUGGCCCUUUAAAAACAUCUAACCAUCUCGGAGCCAAUUUCUUUACAUGGUCUUGUAAAGGCAUGGUUAAGUUUUGGAACACCCAAGGCGAGUGCCGCGGUUCGCGAACUAUCACUAUUGAGCAGCUCCCAGGGAGUGACGAUGAUAUUUCGAACGAGUUGAAAAUAUUGCGAGCGACUAAUAAGAUGGAGAUAUUUGUCUCUGGCGAUAAGCUCGGCGUUUUACGAGUGUUGCAAGGUCAGUUGUGGAAUUGUACGAAUGAAGUGCGGGCGCACGGCGCAGAGAUUACAGACAUAGCUCUCUAUCAAACGCCUGACUCUUGUAUGAUUGCUAGUUCUGGCCGGGAUCGGAUGGUGCAACUGUUCGAAAGACGCGAAGAGAGCCUUCAAUUAAUUCAAACCAUGGAUGACCACGUUGGAGCCGUUGGCCAGCUUCUUUUUAUCAGCGCAGGAGAAAAGCUCCUUUCGUCUUCUGCAGAUCGUACGAUCCUGGUUAGGGAACGGGUGACCCGAGAAGUUGAUGGAGAAACUGCUAUUGCAUACCUGAUAUCAAGGGUAAUUACUCUGAGAUCAUCUCCGGUGUCCAUGUCACUAUCUCCAGAUGAACCUGACAACCUGGUCUUUUCUACUGUGGAUCGUUGCGUACAUCAAUAUGACAUGAUAUCUGGCCGUCACGUGCACUCUUUCCGCGCAGCAGAUCCUGAAUCGAAUGAUACAGUGGCCAUGGGUUCGUUGACGGUAACCUCAAGUGUUGCUGGUCAAAGCCCUAAGUUGCUUGUUGGAGUCUCGGGAACCGACAAGUCGAUUCGUAUAUACGAUUUGGAAAAAGGGGUUCUGCUUACGGGAGAAUUUGGACACACUGAAGGUGUCAGCGAUGUCCAACUUCUAGAAGCUCCCCCUGAUGUGCCCGGAAAUUCUGCAGAGCGCAUACUCGUUAGUUCUGGGAUCGACGGCGUGGUCAUGAUAUGGAAUGUGUCGGUGCAGUUACAACAACCUACCCAGCCAGCCGCUCAAGAGGAGGAAGAUGUACCUGCUAAAGAGCUUACGGUCUCCAAGCCUCCUCUGAGAAAAAUUUUAUCGCGAGCAGAACUAGCGGGGUUCCAACGACCGGACAACAUGGUGACAACUCCUACCCCGGUACGCGAGCAAUGCCCACCAUUGUUGCGCAAAUUAUCUAGAUUUUCGCUUGUCUCUUCAAAGAACGGAAAUGUGCCCCCCAUGACGCCCCCCUCGAUCCCUAACCGCCGCUCCCCUACUUCGGGGAGUCGUCCAGAGAAACUGCGGCGUUCUCCCUCACCCCCUAGCCCGCGAACGACGGGUGCGAGGAAGACUAUGGAACCUCGCAGCGACAGUCGCUGUUCCUCUCUGGAUUUCCGCGCGCGUACCCGAGGAUCAGCUAAAAGCGAGUUUGGGAGCCUAAAUAUGUCAACAGAACAAGUAUGCCGCACGCUUAAAGCCUACAGAAAAAAGCUCAAUGGAUGUACGGAAUAUCUCCAUGCUCAAAAGGAUUUGGAGCGUGAACUAGGCCUCACCUUGCGAGCUCUGAAUUCCCGGGCCAGAAAAAGUGAAACGGGAGAAACCGAGACCGAUAGCAGCGGGAAAGAAAAUGAAAAGAUACCAGUUCCCCCUAUUCCCCCCAUUAAUAAAACGCCGCGCCUACCACGUCGAGCCCCAUCAACACCUAAUCUGAGCCAAAACAAAUCGCCAAACUAUUCUCGACGUCGUUCUCUUGAUGCAGAUGGAGAAGGAUAA